AAGGGAGCAACAGCAGCAGCAGCCUCUCUCCCUCGUCCCUCUGGCUCUGGGCGGCCAAACUAUUCGCCCAAGUCCAACGAGCAAAACGAAAUAUACAACCCGUUUCCGGUAGAGGCCAAUCAUCGCAUACACGUUACAUCGCCUCCGCCUGUAGCGAUUUUGAGCUUUUAGAAAAAGAGAAGUCGCGGUUUGGUGGUGGCGAUCGGCCGAUGAUAUAUGGGGCGUAGUCUUCUCGGUGGGUUUGGUCUCUAGCUGGACGGGGAGGGAAUCGGUCGUCGCCGUGCGCGCGUGCUUGGGUUUGGGUCUUGGGUUGGGUGAUCUCGAUCCAUCCAUGGCGUCCACGGCGUACACGCGGCCGUCCAAGCCGCCGGGGCCGGUCGGCGACCGGAGGCAGCCGCGGCUGGCCAAGGAGCUGGGCAGGAUCGAGCCCAAGAAGCUGGGCAUCGGGCUCGUCGCCGGCUGCUGCCUCGCCCUGCUCACCUACAUCUCCUUCGCGCGCCUCUUCGCCAUCUACUCGCCGGUCUUCGAGAGCUCGUCUUUGGUGGUGAAGAACGCGCCGCCUGCGUCGAUGACCGUGCCGAGCACGGACGGCGUGCCCGUCCAGGAGAAGAUCUUGGUCGACGAGGAGAAAGAGAUGGCUAAAGAUGAGGCGGAGUCGAAAGAGCCAAGCUUUCCAGAGGAGGCAAAGAUCGAAGACAAGGAGGAACCUUUCCAGGAAAGUGAAAAGGAGGUGGCCGUACUAGCGAAGCUAGAUGGUGGCGCCGCAGCAGCAGAGGCCAAGAUCACCUGCGACGAGAACGCCGUCGACGAAGGCUUCCCUUACGCGCGCCCGUCCGUCUGCGAGCUCACAGGCGAAGUCAGGAUCAGCCCGAAGCAGAAGACCAUGUUCUUCGUGAAUCCAACUGGCGCCGGCCCAUUCGACGAGAACGCAGAGAAGAAGAUCCGGCCGUACGCCCGCAAGGACACCUUCCUGCUCCCGGGCGUCGUGGAGGUCACCAUCAAGUCCGUACCAUCUGCCUCCGCCGCACCGGAGUGCUCCCGGCGGCACGAGGUCCCCGCGGUGGUCUUCUCCACGGCAGGGUACACCGACAACUUCUUCCACGACAACACGGACGUGAUGAUCCCGCUCUUCCUCUCGGCGGCGCACUUCGCCGGCGAGGUGCAGCUCCUCAUCACCAACUACAAGCCGUGGUGGGUGAAGAAGUACGCGCCGCUGCUCAAGAAGCUGUCCAACUACGAGGUGAUCAACUUCGAAAAGGAGGAGGCGGUGCACUGCUUCCCCGGCGGGCAGCUCGGGCUGUACCGCGACCGCGACCUCAUCAUCGGCCCGCACCCGACGCGCAACCCGCAUAACUACACCAUGGUCGACUACAACCGCUUCCUCCGCCGCGCGUACGGCCUGCCGCGCGACGUCCCCGCGGUGCUCGGCGAGAAGACCGGCACCAGGCCCAAGAUGCUGAUGAUCGAGCGCAAGGGCACGCGGAAGCUGCUCAACCUGCACGCCGUGGCGGCGCUGUGCGAGCAGCUCGGGUUCGACGUGACCGUGUCGGAGGCCGGCGGCGAGGUCCGCGAGUUCGCGGAGAAGGUCAACUCCGCCGACGUGCUCCUGGCGGUGCACGGCGCCGGGAUGACGAACCAGAUCUUCCUGCCGACGGGCGCCGUGCUGGUGCAGAUCGUGCCGUGGGGCAAGAUGGACUGGAUGGCCACCAACUUCUACGGCCAGCCGGCGAGGGACAUGCAGCUCCGGUACGUGGAGUACUACGUGUCCGAGGAGGAGACGACGCUCAAGCACAAGUACCCCAGAGACCACUACGUCUUCAAGGACCCCAUGGCCAUCCACGCGCAGGGAUGGCCGGGGAUCGCCGAGAUCAUCAUGAAGCAGGACGUCGAGGUGAACAUCACCAGAUUCAAGCCCUUCCUUCUCCAGGCGCUCGACCAGCUGCAGGACUAGGAGGAGGGACAGCGGUUUGGUCUUUUGGUUUGUGCGCGCGGUACAUUUUCGUUGGGGACAAAUUUCGAUAGAGCACACCUACUUGGGAUCUAGCAGAGUUUCGUUUUGUAAGUUCAGUCAAAGUCAAUUUAUUUCAUUGCUGUUGUAUACUAUACGAGUCAUCAAAGUGCUGACCAAAACACUCAGAAUGCAAAGAGACUUGAGAUGUAGUCAUCCGAGGCUUCUCCUUUUACGAUACACAAGAUAUGUAUAUUGAUGAAGGAUGAAAAUUGUUGCUCUGUUUCGUGAUUUCGUUUA
Molecule: messenger RNA, 2248 nt
Organism: Lolium perenne
Lineage: Eukaryota; Viridiplantae; Streptophyta; Magnoliopsida; Poales; Poaceae
Product: beta-1,2-xylosyltransferease XAX1
Molecular function (GO): glycosyltransferase activity
Source: RefSeq, a predicted model, not a curated record